AUGAGCGGCGCUCCGCCACCUUCUUCCGGCUUCCAGCCCCGCAGCAUGGGCUUACCCCCUCUCUCUCAAGGUCCGCGCUCGUCCAUGAUGUCGGUCGAGUACGAUGGCAUCCCGUUGCCGCCCCCCAGCAUCCGUUCGUGCGGAUCACAGCAAUAUGUCACCAGUUACAUCCCCACGGGGGCAGCGUUCCCCUCCGGUAGCGUACAGGACUUGAUCUCGAGCAUGAAAUCCUACGCCAGUGCCACGGAUCUGGUGCGCACAUACAGCGAAAUUCCAUCCGUCGAGGAAGCUCUGGUUACUCUUGACCGCGCAGCAGUUGCUCUCGGUGCAAGACGGUACCGAGAUGCACUCAAACUCUACCUCGAAGGUGGAUAUGCCAUGGCCAAUGUGGCCGAACGCCAAGCCAACCCCAAGAUCUGCAACUUGCUCACGAGCAAAGGCUUCGAGACACUCAACUGGUGUGCCAGACUUUGUGAUUGGAUUGAGGGACGCAUCAAGGAGAAACAUCCGCGACCAGGAGUACACAAGGUCGGAAUCCCAGUCAGUAACUGGGAUGAGGACUGGGUCGGGCCCUACUUGGACGAGGAAGAAGCUCGACGCAUGUGGUACACGCCAGUGUAUUGCCCACACCCGAUCGACUUUUCCAACCUAGGAUAUCGACUGCGUUGCGUUGAGACUGGCAGACGUCCGCGACUCAUGAUCUGCAUCACAAUGUACAACGAAGGACCACAGCAACUCAAGGCGACACUCAAGAAACUCGCCAAUAACUUGGCAUAUCUCAAAGAACAGAAGAAAGACCACGAGAAGACUCUGUCCAGAGAUUUCGCAGGCGAAGACGUGUGGCAGAAUGUGCUGCUCUGCAUCGUGGCAGACGGUCGCGAACAGAUUAACGAUAAGAUGCUGGAUUACCUGGAAGCUAUCGGACUGUACGACGAAGACCUCUUGACGAUCAACAGUGCCGGUAUUGGCGCCCAGUGCCACAUGUUCGAGCACACUCUGCAACUCAAUGUGAAUGGCAAGAGUCUGUUGCCAAUUCAGACGGUAUUCGCUCUAAAGGAGACCAAAUCCAGCAAACUGGACUCGCACCACUGGUACUUCAAUGCGUUCGCGGAACAGAUCCAGCCGGAGUACACCGCAGUGAUGGAUGUUGGUACAAUGCUCACCAAGUCGGCUCUGUAUCAUUUGCUGUUUGCAUUCGAACGCAACCACCAGAUUGGAGGAGCGUGUGGUCAGCUGACAGUGGAGAAACCAUUCGAGAACUUGAGCAACUGGGUCAUCUCAGCGCAGCACUUCGAGUACAAGAUCUCCAACAUCCUCGACAAGUCGUUGGAGAGCUGUUUUGGCUUUAUCAGUGUGCUUCCUGGUGCUUUCUCGGCCUAUCGAUACGAAGCCAUUCGAGGAGCUCCGUUAGACGCAUACUUCCAGACUUUAAACGUCGAUCUGGACGUGCUGGGACCUUUCAUUGGCAAUAUGUAUCUCGCAGAAGACAGGAUCUUGUCGUUCGAAGUUGUGGCUCGAAAGGACUGCAAGUGGACGAUGCAUUACGUCAAGGAUGCUGUAGCUCGCACAGAUGUACCACACGACCUAGUGGGACUCAUUUCACAGCGCAAACGGUGGCUCAACGGCGCGUUCUUUGCCACUCUUUUCAGCAUUUGGAACUGGGGCCGCAUCUACUCGGAAAGCAACCACUCGUUCACACGGAAGACGGCGUUUCUCGUCUUCUAUCUGUAUCAUUUGCUGUACACGGCAUUCACCUUCUUCCUGCCUGCAAAUUUGUACCUCGCGCUCUUCUUCAUCGUCUUUCAAGGGUUCCAGCAAAACCGUCUCGAGUUCGUGGACACGUCCGAGUACUCGCAAACUGUACUGGAUUGUGCAGUUUACAUCUACAACUUUGUGUAUCUGUUUGGGCUUCUGAUGCUGAUCAUUAUUGGUCUUGGCAACAACCCCAAGCACAUGAAGCUCACGUACUACUUUGUUGGUGCCGUGUUCGGAGUCAUGAUGAUGCUGUCGUCUUUGGUUGGUCUCGGCAUUUUCUUCUCAACGCCAGCUACAGUUCACUCCAUCGUGGUCUCAAUCCUUACGGUUGGCGUAUACUUCAUUGGCUCAGCGCUGCAUGGCGAGCUCCACCACAUUUUCAUGACUUUUACGCACUACACGGCGUUAAUCCCGAGCUUCGUGAACAUUUUCACGAUCUACUCGUUCUGCAACCUUCAGGACUUAUCGUGGGGCACUAAGGGCUUGCACGAUGAUCCAUUGCUGGCUGCUUCACUGGAUGAUACGGAGAAGGGAGACUUUAAGGACGUGAUCGCUAAGCGUCGUGCAAUGGAGGAGCGUCGUCGUGAAGAGAAUGAGCGUGUGGAGAACAGGAAGAAGAAUUUCGAGGCCUUCCGCUCCAACAUUCUGCUCACCUGGACAUUCUCCAACCUCAUCUUCGCUCUCUUCAUCGUGUACUUUGCCGAUUCGUCGACGUACAUGCCCAUUCUGUACAUCUUCGUGGCCAGUAUCAACUCGUGUCGACUACUGGGAUGCAUUGGCCACUGGAUCUACAUCCACACGGCUGGACUGCGCGAGAGUUUCCUCGAUAAGUCGGAAUGUGGCAACGGUACCGGUCGCUACCCGCAGAACUCGUACGUGCAGCUUGACGAGCACUACGCCGCUCUCGCAGAGGACCAGCGCACUUACGCGUCCGGACGCACCAAUGCCUCAGUGCGUACCAUCAACGAAGUCUCCUCGGUCGUUUAA
Phytophthora nicotianae INRA-310 is the source of this 2742-nucleotide messenger RNA. RefSeq lists its product as hypothetical. Lineage: Eukaryota; Oomycota; Peronosporomycetes; Peronosporales; Peronosporaceae. The record is from RefSeq and is a predicted model, not a curated record. Gene Ontology annotation, molecular function: chitin synthase activity. Bases 1 to 2742 code for a protein of 913 amino acids. The transcript has a single exon. Gene Ontology annotation, cellular component: cell septum; cell periphery.